Paramisgurnus dabryanus is the source of this 1846-nucleotide messenger RNA. It is a transcript of the gene dpys, whose product is annotated as dihydropyrimidinase. Gene Ontology annotation, cellular component: cytosol; cytoplasm. The record is from RefSeq and is a predicted model, not a curated record. Gene Ontology annotation, biological process: pyrimidine nucleobase catabolic process. Lineage: Eukaryota; Metazoa; Chordata; Actinopteri; Cypriniformes; Cobitidae. Gene Ontology annotation, molecular function: dihydropyrimidinase activity.
GGAGUAGACCACCCUUUUAACUCAACACUGGGAUCCAAGUUUACUGAAGAUUUUUUUUGGAUAAUUUAACAUAAGCUAAUUAGUGGAAAUUGAAAGCAGGGAAUCAUGACAAAUCAUAGCAGGAUUUUAAUAAAAGGUGGGAAGGUGGUGAAUGAGGAUUUCUCAGAGAUAGCAGAUGUAUAUAUUGAAGAUGGAGUUAUCAGUGCAGUGGGCUUAGAUCUGCAUGUGCCAGCUGGUACGCGGGUCAUUGAUGCCACUCACAGACUCGUACUGCCAGGUGGAAUAGACACACAUACACAUAUGGAGCUGUCAUUCAUGGGCACUACAGCUGUGGAUGACUUUAAUACUGGUACCAAAGCCGCAGUCGCAGGAGGCACGACCAUGAUCCUGGACUUUGUCAUCCCACAGAAGGGGUGUUCACUCCUGGAAGCCUAUGAGCGAUGGAGAAGAACGGCCGACCCCAAAGUCUGCUGCGAUUACUCUCUGCAUGUGGCUGUUACCUGGUGGGAUGACACUGUCAAGAAGGAAAUGGAGACUCUUGUUCAUGAAAAAGGAGUCAACUCUUUUAAGAUGUUUAUGGCUUAUAAAGAUGUCUUCAUGCUGAGUGACAGUGAGCUGUACGCAGCGUUCGCUCAGUGUAAAGAGAUCGGAGCAAUAGCUCAAGUCCACGCAGAGAAUGGAGAUCUUAUUGCAGAGGGUGCAAAGCGUAUGUUGUCUCUGGGUAUCAGUGGUCCUGAGGGUCAUGAGAUGUGUCGUCCUGAGGAAGUGGAGGCUGAGGCCACACAGCGAGCCAUCACAAUCGCUCACGCUGCUAACUGUCCGCUGUAUGUGGUGCACGUCAUGAGCAAAUCUGCAGCCAAGGUGGUGGCCAACGCUCGGAGAAAUGGUCGAGUGGUAUUUGGAGAGCCCAUUGCGGCUGGACUCGGUACAGAUGGCACUAACUACUGGCAUAAGGACUGGGCUCACGCCGCAGGGUUUGUCAUGGGUCCACCCUUGAGACCAGACCCCAGUACACCUGGAUAUCUGAUGGACCUGCUCGCAAAUGAUGAUCUAAGUGUAACAGGAACAGAUAACUGCACCUUCUCGGUCUGCCAGAAAGCCCUCGGGAAAGACGACUUCACCAAAAUCCCAAACGGAGUCAAUGGCGUUGAGGACAGAAUGUCUGUUAUAUGGGAGAAAGGAGUGCACAGCGGCAAAAUGGAUGAAAAUCGAUUUGUGGCAGUCACCAGUUCUAAUGCAGCAAAGAUCUUCAACCUUUAUCCUCAAAAAGGGAGAAUUGCUAAAGGCUCUGAUGCCGAUCUGGUCAUAUGGGACCCAAAGGCCACAAGGGUAAUUUCCGCACAAACGCACCAUCAGGCUGUAGACUAUAACAUCUUUGAAGGUAUGCUAUGCCAUGGGCUUCCGGUGGUCACUAUCUCCAGAGGGAAGGUGGUUUAUGAAAACGGGAAGCUGUUUGCAGAACCGGGCGAGGGACGGUUCAUCCCACGAAAACCUUUCUCUGAAUUUGUGUAUAAGAGAAUUAAUCAGAGAGAUAAGGUCGGGAAACCCACAGCUGUGAGCAGAGAGCCUUACACUGGAGAAAUCAUAUCACUUACAAAGAAAUGAUGCUGAACUGAGCAAAAAGAAACUGUGCAUUAUGAAGAAUCCUGAAUAAUACUUAAGACAUGUUUUGGGGACACAUGUCUGUCUGCAAAAUGCAAAUGCAGUAUAUUAAUAUAAUAGAAAUGAAGAAAUGUUUUGUAAAUACAUAAGACAGAAUAUGCAUAUACAGUAUGUUUUAGUAACAUAAAGUCUGAAUUAAUUUUAGAUUUUAUUGCUCAAAGCCAGACUCAUAGAAACAAAUAAA